AUGUCUAAGAAGGAAGCGAAGCCCAUGUUAAUUCGGUGGGUACUCCUCUUUCAAGAGUUCGAUUUGGAGAUUCGAGACAAGAAAGGAUGUGAAAAUGUGGUAGCAGACCAUCUUUCAAGACUUGAACAGGCAGAACAAAAAAAGAGGAUAGUAGCGAAGGCUUUACAGUCAAGGUUUUAUUGGCAGUCACUAUUUAAGGAUGCACAUGAAUAUGUGAAACACUGUGAUCAAUGCCAACAUACAGGGACGAUCUCCAAAAAGAAUGAGAUGCCUUUGAAUUCGAAUCUAGAAGUGGAGCUCUUUGAUGUUUGGGAGAUCGAUUUUAUGGGACCAUUUCAUUCUUCUUAUAAAAAUCAGUACGUGUUGUUGGCAGUUGACUAUGUAUCGAAAUGGGUAGAAGCAGUAGAAGCACCAACUAAUGAUGCUCGAAUGAUUGUAAAUUUUUUGAAGAAGAACAUAUUCUCGCGCUUUGGCACUCCUUGA
Olea europaea var. sylvestris is the source of this 483-nucleotide messenger RNA. RefSeq lists its product as uncharacterized. The record is from RefSeq and is a predicted model, not a curated record. The coding region runs from base 1 to 483 and encodes 160 amino acids. Lineage: Eukaryota; Viridiplantae; Streptophyta; Magnoliopsida; Lamiales; Oleaceae. The transcript has 2 exons. Gene Ontology annotation, biological process: DNA integration. Gene Ontology annotation, molecular function: nucleic acid binding.